Vitrella brassicaformis is the source of this 2387-nucleotide messenger RNA. The record is from the annotation of a GenBank genome assembly. Lineage: Eukaryota; Vitrellaceae.
CAAUCUACCCUAGCUCACAAGCUCGCAGUGGUUCGUCUUGCCAAGCUGGCAAACCUGACAGGAACCUCUGGAAUAAUCACGGCCCAGUGUCGUUGAGGUGAGCGAUGGACACACUGCACACCCAGACGUGGGCAUCUCGAGAUAUCUGAUCCCUGCCGCUGUCUUUUGCGCUUCAGGCCCGCCACCUCUAUGGCACACUUCGAUGUGGAGCGAGGCGACAUCCGCUUCCGCGUCAAGGUGCCACACGGCUCCAGCGACUUCACAUGUCGGCUGGCCGAAGGCGUCCUCCGCCGCAACAUCACUGCUGCGCGGGUCAGGCUGCUCAUCCAGCUGGGCGCCGAUCCCAAUGCCACUGUGCAGCUCACAGACCUCAACGAGGGAUGGGAGCUGGAGUUCUCCCUGAUAGAGCUCUGCAUUGACGGAUGGGCGCGCGAGAUGGCCUCGUCUGCGUACCUCUACGGCAUUAGGUGGGAGGGCCCGGCAGACGGCGGAGCGUCGGUCGUGCGAGAAAUGAUCGCUGGCGGAGGUCUCAUAGCGGGAUCGGUGGGCGAGACGGCCCUCUACCGCGCUGUGUGCAACGUCAACAGGAGCGUCGUGGACCUGCUGAUUGGAAUUGGGGUGCGGCUAAGUGGUAAUGAAGCAGAGGAGGAGGGCAUCAGUGAGAGUUUGCUGGAGGACAUGCUCGAGUACCACCGAGAUCUGCACUUCGCCAACCACCGGCCAGCCAGCGGCCAAGACGUGCUCUACAUGAUCCGCACACUCACGCGCCGAUGGCCCCACCUGCUGGCUCACGAGCGGACUCGCAUCGACUGCCUGCGGGCAGUUCUCAACCACCCUGUGCUGGAGGCCGACGCACAGGAAGCCAUCCUGACCCACCUGCACACCAACCCCCGCCCACUCCCCAUCGACGACAGGGAGUUCGGCCGCCUUCUCGCCCGUGCAGCGAGGGGCAUGCAUCACACGUCCAUCGACUGGCUGCACUCCACUGACCCGGCGGCCUUCAGGGCGAGCAUCAACACCAGGGUGCUGGGGGCUACGCCACUCAGCCAGGCGGCGGGCGAGAGGAUGAGGGACGACCUCCCAGAUGACCUGGCUCAGGAGUGGGAGGCGGAGAGGGGGAGGUGCAUUCGACGGAUGAUCCAGCUCGGCGCCUGUGUGGAGGCGGCAGGCGUCGCCCCCCUCAAAGCCAAGCCCACGGAACAGCGCCAGCAGUGGGAGAGGAGGGCGCUGCAGGCCUACAGUGCGGAGCUGAGCCAGCUGUCGACGGGCGAGGCCGUCAUGGCCGCCGUCAACGCGGCCUUACGCCCUAUGCGCACAUGGGCGGCCAACCUUAGUGCUGCAUUACCCGACAUGACCACGGAGCAGCUGACGGCGGCCUUCCCCCACCAGAGCAGCCCCAGCCCCAUGUCCCCCUCCCCCUCCCUCCCACCGCCCAGCGGCACCAGGCCCCUCAACCGCGACGUGUCGGCCUUCACAUGGCGCAUCGGGUCAUUCUUCGUCGACCCAUCGGCACUCGAGGGCGCCAUCGAGACCCAGACGACCCUCGGCAAGCGCAUCAACGCGGCAAUGCGCCGGUAUGUCGUCGAGGCGUCCUCCCUGUCCGUGUCGUGCAACCAGGAGAUCACCGGCACGAGCAAGGCUGACCACAAAAGGACGCGCGACGGGCAGCAGCUGGUGCGGCCUUCCCUGCAGUGCUUUGCGCUUGGAGGGGUCAGGGGUGCACGGCUGGGCCUGCGGGAGGUGGUGCGCUGUGCCAUAGCCGAGGAGGCAGCCAAGUACGGGCUGGCCGUGGACGGCAUGUCCUGUGUCCCGCUUUUCGAUUGGCGUCAGCUGGGCUAUGUGGCGGGGGGAGGAGCUGUUUUUGUGUUGAUGGGGAUGGAAUGAGAUAGAUGAGUCAGUGGGGCUGGCUGAUAGACAGAAAGCGGGCGGGCGCUGUUGUAAGGGAGGGAGCAGUGGCUGCCCUUUGGUGGUAUGGUUAGUUCGAGUCUCUGUGAAUAGCUGGGGUUGGUGGGGUCGACCCGACCGGUGUGUCAGUCAGUGUCUGGAGGCUGUGAUCGAGGGCUGACAUUGAGCCGAUAGAGAGCACAUGCCGGUGGGCGUGAGGCAGCGGUGGCUUUGCAUGGAUGUCUCUGUGUGGGUAGGCGGCCUUGCAAAGCCUCUGCGUUGAACGCAAACCAGCACACGAAAUCUACUCGUGUGGAAAUUUCCUUGGUGACGGUCGUCUUAUAUCGGGGCCAUCACAGUACCUCGUUGGUAGUAGUGUGUGCUGAUGCUCAUGUCCUCUUUUUCUGCACGGAAAGCAUGAGUGUGUCAAGAGACGGCACACAUGUACACUCUUAGUGGACGAGUGAUGUGGUGCGAUGCGUGGCUAGCUGUUUGAAUCAAGA